Molecule: messenger RNA, 1032 nt
Organism: Fukomys damarensis (Damara mole-rat)
Lineage: Eukaryota; Metazoa; Chordata; Mammalia; Rodentia; Bathyergidae
Product: olfactory receptor 52I1-like
Biological process (GO): G protein-coupled receptor signaling pathway
Cellular component (GO): membrane
Molecular function (GO): olfactory receptor activity; G protein-coupled receptor activity
Source: RefSeq, a predicted model, not a curated record
AUGCUUGAGUCAUGCUACAGCCACACAUUGGGAAGCCCUGCCAUCUUCUUUCUUGUGGGCAUUCCAGGUUUGCAGUCCUCACACCUUUGGCUGGCUAUCUCACUGAAUGCCACGUACACCACAGCCCUGUUAGGAAACACCCUCAUCAUGACCGUGAUAUUCAUAGAUUCCACUCUCCAAGAGCCUAUGUAUUGUUUCCUGUGUCUUCUGGCUGCUGUGGACAUUGUUAUGGCUUCCUCUGUGGUACCCAAGAUGGUGAGCAUCUUCCGCUCAGGAGACGGCUCCAUCAGCUUUAAUGCUUGCUUCACUCAAAUGUAUUUUGUCCACACAGCCACAGCUGUGGAGACAGGGCUGCUGCUGGCCAUGGCUAUUGACCGCUAUGUAGCCAUCUGCAAGCCCCUACAUUACAAGAGGAUUCUCACAGCCAAAGUGAUGCUGGGAGUGAGUGUGACCAUUGCACUCAGGGCUGUCUUGUUCAUGUCUCCCUUGAGUUGGCUGCUGAGUCAUUUACCAUUCUGUGGCUCCAACGAGGUUCCCCAUUCUUACUGUGAGCACAUGGCUGUGGCCAAGUUGGCAUGUGCUGAUGCCAUGCCCAGCAGUCUCUACAGUUUAAUUGGUUCCUCUAUUGUUGUGGGCUCUGAUGUGGCCUUCAUUGCUGCCUCCUAUGUCUUGAUUCUCAGGGCAGUAUUCCAUCUUUCCUCAAAGAAUGCUCAGCGGAAGGCACUAAGCACAUGUGGCUCCCAUGUGGGUGUCAUGGCCCUAUACUAUCUACCUGGGAUGGCAUCUGUCUAUGUCGACUGGCUAGGGAGGGAUACAGUGCCCUUGCACAUCCAUGUACUUUUAGCUGACUUGUACCUGAUUAUUCUUCCCACUUUAAACCAAUAUUAUGGUAUCAAGAUUAAACACAUAUGUAAGAAAACAUGGCAUUUGCUGAUGUUCCUCUUUGUCACUCUUAUCAAGUUUCAUGAAUGCAAAUCUGUUCAGACCUUUAACUCCCCAACUGGCUUCAAAGAUGAUCUAGAGGAAAAUUGA